Messenger RNA from Bombus huntii, 4184 nucleotides. RefSeq lists its product as uncharacterized. Lineage: Eukaryota; Metazoa; Arthropoda; Insecta; Hymenoptera; Apidae. Gene Ontology annotation, molecular function: protein binding. The transcript is spliced from 7 exons. Bases 796 to 3726 code for a protein of 976 amino acids. The record is from RefSeq and is a predicted model, not a curated record.
CGCAUGGAAAGGAAAGGAAAAGAGUGGUGUACCUACAGCUGUGCCGUAAACGCGAUUAUGUUUCGUCGCUGGCAAACCCAUUCAGUGCUCCUUACGGCACGAAACAACUUGGUACUGCCGUUGCAAACGUUUCCACGCCACGCCAUUCGACUGCAGUGACUCCGGAAUCGUAUCCGGCUGCGGAGAAGAGGAAAUCGCGCGCGGAUGCGCUCCAACAGCCCAGCUUUAACCACGAUCACGUGCACGAGCAAGUCUCGUUCUAGAAAGUGUUUGUUUUCGGCGCGGAGAAUUAGAACCGCGUGUGGACGCUGCUUCCGUACCACGGACGGUUCCGUGCCAGUUGUUACGACGCGAUAAUGUGAAAAUUAUUCCUGAUACGCGCUACGCUUCGCGUUAGGCUCCCGUGGAUACUCGAGUCUCGAGUCGAGUCGAAGAAACAAAAAAGAAAUAAAGAUAAAGAAAAAAAAGGAGGAAAAAAGCGACCGAUCGAGGGUGCACGUACGAUGCAGCUGUUUCUCCGUGGGAUAGAAACAUUUGGGGUUAACGAGAGGCCGGCUACGAGAGCGUAGAACAAUUUCUAUCGUUAGAAUUGUAGGACGAAGCAGGACGACGAAAACAUUCCGUGUAACCGAGCCGAGAUAUCGAAGACAUCCGUACGCGUAACGAGCAUCCUUGCGUCGUAAAACGCUGUCCACGGAGGAAAUGGAUGGAGGCACAUACGCGAGGAUGACUUAACGAUGAUCGUAAAAAGUGGACGCUGGUAACUGAUUUGCAGAAGCGGAACCAGCGAGAACGAUGGUAUACAGAGGCAGUUUGCAGACCGACGAUCCCAGGGAUGCACCGAAGCUGGUCAGGAUGUCACCGCUAAGAACCAGCAGGCCAAAUAAUCCUGUGUCCAAUUUACGAGCAGCUUCCUCCGUUAAUAGUCCGAUAUAUCACGGUCCGUUUGUGCCAGCAAUCGACGUUCAUCGAGCUAAAUUGAUCGAUGAAAGACGUUUGGCUCGUGAAAGGGACAUCGCAGAGUCCAUGCAGAAGGUCAUUAUGAGGACGACCGGUGUUAAGGUCGGCGCGCCAAGGCUACGAAACAUCAGUCAGAUACGAGACACGGUGUUCGUCGAUCCGGCACUGAUACCGAUGGAAAAAAUCGGUCGAACGGAGAAAGAUCGACCGAGAACUAUCGCCAUCGACGGUUCCAGCAGAUCGGCCAGAACGCAGAGCUCUAUGUUGGCCGAUUUGAAAGAUUUAGAGAGACUGAGAAACACGCCACCGGCUCAAAGGUGUCCCAGAGUGGCGACGAAGAACGAAACGAAAUCUUCCCCGUCCAACAAGAAGACGGAGCUUUCAAGCUCGGCAAAAAUUCGAUCGGAUAUCUUCAAGAUACAACAGAUGUUUCAAACUCCUGAUGGCUCCCCGAGGACCGGGGUGAAAUGCUCCAACGAGAAGAAGUUCGAAAAAAGACACGAGAUGGAAAAACUCGAGAGGAAGGCCGGGGCGGAAAUUAAUAAAACGAGAUUACUCGCACAGAAACUGUUGGAGGCGUCUCGAAGUAACCGGGAAUCGCUGAAGGAUCGGUACAAUAACCCGAGGAAUGCGUCGAACCUGAGAGCAGGCAAGGAAGUUAACGGCAGGGUGUCGAGUAAAGUAUCGCAGAAGAAUAACGUGGAUUCCAAGCAACCAGAGAAAGGAAAAAACCUCACAGUAUCCGAGGAAGUACAUCCACGACCUCCGGUUCGACGAAGAAAAGAGUCAAAAAAUAGGCGUAGCAGCGACACGCACGUGAAUGCCACUGCUGCCGACAAUACCGUGACGAACGAUAUCGUUCCAGAGGAUUCGAAGAAUAUCACGACCACGGAGAAAGAAACCGAAGCAUCGUCGAACGACGACGAUCGUUCGAACGUCGCUAGUGCCACGGGAGAUUCCAAGAUCAAAGCAAAGGAGCUCGAUAGACCGGACAUCCUGGACGGUCUAUUGAAAGAGUCUGAUCAGCAACUGGCAGAUCUGAAAUUGGACUUGCACGAGAGAAGAAGAUCACGAAGUCAUUGGCGAGGGUUCGUGCAAUCGAUGAGGCUACACGACGUUGAACUCCAUUCGGACAGCGAGGAUCAGCGAAAGGACCUGAAUUUGUGGAACAAGAGUAUCAGUCAACGAUGGAGGAAAUUGAGAAGGAGAUGUUCAGUUCAGGAGACUUCGGAACCUCAGGAGGCUCUGAUACAAGGCGGAACGACCCAGGGGGUUAUUCAACCAGUGAGGUCCAGCCCGACUAGCAGAGAGUCUUCGCCUGCUGCAAAAAGUCUUCAGGAUGGCAGUUCACCGAAGAAAUUGUUACAAACUAGCUCCUUAAGACUGCCAGGUACCACCAAGGGUAUCGCUGAUAUUCAGCACGUAUUACGAAGCAAAUUCAGUAAGAUAAACGCUGGCAUCAGAAAGAGGAAGGCUCUGAGCGUGACGGAAGUGUUCUCGCAAAAGGAUAACGCGUCGAAUUUCUACGUGCCCAGUCCCUUGACCUCCUCGAGCAGUCAAAACUUUGACGGAGAAUACGAUUCUAGCGAACCGACUUCCCUUCCACCCUAUCCUUUCCACGACAAUCUCGAGACGCUGGCAGAGGGCAGCGUGCCAAAUUCUCCGAAUUGCAGCAGCCCAUUGACCAACAACAACAAGACGUUCACGUAUUCGCAGAGCAGCAGCGCUUAUGAUUCUCCGGUACUGAGUCACGAUCAUAGCCAAAAGGACGCGUACGAGAACGUAUUGUACUCGAAUUCGUCUCCCGGUUGUUGCCCGAGGUCUAGGGGAAUAUUACAACGGAGCAAUUCCGAGAAUCGUGACGCCGGCAGACAGCAGGAUCACUCGUACGAAAAUGUUCGUUUCCAACGAGGUCAUAGGUCAGAACUGACACCAUCCGUCACCCCCCAUUCCGACAGGCAUCUGGCAAGGAGCAACUCGGAGACGAGGGAUCAUCAUUCGUACGAGAACGUCCACUUCCAAAAGAACUCGAAGCAUAGAAAUCAGUCUGACUCGUCGUUCGAGGAGAUUCACAUACCGAGGGUGACGCCCAGAAAGAGGGUGACCGACUUCAAAGUCGGUGGACAGGUGAACAAUUACUCCAACGGGCCUGGUUCCCCGUGUAUGAAUAAAGAAGAAGGGCCGUCCAGUUUGGGAGCUGAUAGAAGCCCUGGUAAGAAGACAACCAGACGAAUGAACAGCAGAAGCGUCGCCAAUAUUCCUAGUUCCUCCGGUGCCGGUUUGAAGACCUGGCAAGGUACGCAAGAUACGGACGAAGGCCUGAAUACCGACUCCGAACUCGAAGACAUCGACGAAGCUGGCGAGGGUGAAGAGUCGAGAUUCUGCACCCUACCAAGGCCAGGCAAGGGUGGCGCGUCAUUCACGAUACUGACAGCCAGAUUUCUAAAAGGUCCUGGACACAAAGGACUUGGUUUUAGUAUCGUCGGCGGUACGGAUAGUCCUCGAGGGAAUAUGGGAAUCUACGUGAAGACAGUCUUUCCUAAUGGCCAGGCUGCUGAUCUUGGAACCGUCAAAGAAGGGGACGAAAUUUUGUCGAUAAAUUCGAAACCUCUUCACGGUAUGACGCACGCCGAAGCGAUCGCCGAGUUCAAGUCCGUGAAAGCCGGGGACGUGGUACUACACGUUGGACGUCGCGUCAACAGAAAGAAACGGGACUCCUUGACAUUACCACCUGCCGGCCCGGCACCGCGUCAACAAAUCAAGUGAAUCGUUGAUCUCCUUCUAUCGCAUUCCGUGUGAAAAUAUUACGUUUCUGUUUCGUAUCUAAGCGCUUCGGAUGCGCGCGAACAAAGAAUUCCGACUUUUCCAAGGACCAUAGCCUAUGUCUGCGAAGAUAUUUUCCUUUUAUUAGAUACUGUUAAUGACGUGAGCGGGUCUGCGUUGACCCUGCGCAACAACGAACCAAUCUCAUUUUUCACCAUUUUUUGGUAACCAUCUCGGUUGUGCACGUGCGUUUCAGAAUGUGUUCGGCAUAGCAUCGCUUCGUGAGCAGAUAUCACGAGGAAGAUUACAUUUUGCAUUUGUUAUUUUAGCGUUUAUUGUUCGAGGCGCCCUGUGUCGAGGGUGAUGCGAUUAAAAAGUUGCGAGACGGUUACUCAUUUCGGCGCCAAUUCGUCGCGUAUUUGAGCUUCGCGCGACGAAAGCAGUUCAAAGCGGUGAACCGC